UCGGCGUGGAAUUAUGAGCCGGUUACAGCUGCCGGCGGCUGGGGCUCGCGUGCAUCCUACGGGCUUUGCCCCCGCGGCAGGGCUCCUGUCACACACCUCCCGCUUCUUCCCCUGCAACCGACAUUUCGGUAACGCUGGCGUCCCGGCAGCCGCUGGUUUCCGGGCUCGGACUCUUCCUCUGGCGCCGGGGUUAGCGUAAUCUGGCCUCGCUCCUUCUCCUGGGGUCAAUCCCGUCCCCCCGCUCUCUGUCUGGGCACCCCCUCGCUGCCCAUCCCCUCAGGUCUCCGCCCGUUCCGCUGCCCCCCUCCAACUCCCUGUUCACUCUGCUUCGGCCCCCUUCCCGCGCGUCACUCUCCUCCCCCCCCGCGCGGCUCCCCUCACGAGUGGGCAGAGUGUGUGUGUGAGGCCGGGCUUCCCCGGUCAGCCCCCUCCCCGGGGCGCUGUUGAUUCAUCAGGCUGCCUAGUGAUCCGCGUGCAUUGACUUGUAUGUAUCGCUCCCCGCGCCGGCGGCUGCUGCUCCUGCCGCCGCCGCCCGAGCGAGCCCCGUGUCUCCCGUCGCGUGGCUGAGCUCCACCAAACAUGUCGGCUCCUGUCGGGCCGCGGAGCGGCCCUGCUCCUCCUCAGCCUCCUGCACCUCAGGCCCCGCAGUCGGAGCUGCCCGACCUCAGCCACCUCACGGAGGAAGAGAGGAAGAUCAUCCUGGCUGUCAUGGAGCGGCAGAAGAAGGAGGAAGAGAAGGAGCAGUCCGUGCUCAAGAAAUUGCAUCAACAAUUUGAAAUGUAUAAGGAGCAGGUGAAGAAGAUGGGUGAAGAAUCACAGCAGCAGCAGGAGCAGAAGAGUGAUGCCCCCACCUGUGGUAUCUGCCACAAAACAAAAUUUGCUGAUGGCUGUGGCCAUAACUGUUCAUAUUGCCAAACUAAAUUCUGUGCUCGUUGCGGAGGAAGAGUGUCUUUACGCUCAAAUAAGGAGGACAAAGUGGUAAUGUGGGUAUGUAACUUGUGCCGAAAACAACAAGAAAUCCUCACAAAAUCAGGAGCUUGGUUCUACAACAGUGGAUCAAAUACACCACAGCAGCCUGAUCAAGAAUGUAUUAGAGGGUUGCGGAAUGAGGAAGCACCUCAGGAGAAAAAAGCAAAGCUGCAGGAACAGUCCCAGUACCAAGGACCCUCAGGUGACAUAUCAACACCAGCUUUGGACAAAAGUAGAUCUCAAGUGCUCACAAGACAAGACUCAAUUAAAAAUGGUUCAGGAGUGAAGCACCAGGUAGCAAGUGACACAACUUCAGACAGGAAAAGAAGCCCAUCAGUAUCGAGAGAUCAGAAUAGAAGAUACGACCAAAGAGACGAGAGAGACGAAUAUUCACAGUAUGCUACAUCAGACAGUGCAAUGCCAAGGUCACCAUCAGAUUAUACCGAUAGGCGAUCACAGCGUGGGUCUCAGCUGUAUGAAGAACCUGAACUUGGUGACUACAGAGAUUCUAACAGAAGAAGUCACAGACGUUCCAAAGAGUAUUCUGUAGAGGAAGAUGAGUUGCAGAACAGAGAGGACUAUGAGAGGCAGAGGCGAGAAGAGGAGUACCAGGCACGAUACCGAAGUGAUCCUAAUUUGGCUCGUUAUCCUGUCAAACCACAACCAUAUGAGGAACAAAUGCGUAUCCAUGCUGAAGUAUCCCGAGCACGCCAUGAACGAAGACACAGUGAUGUCUCGUUGGCAAACACUGAACUGGAGGAGUCCCGGAUAUCUAUGCUGAGGAUGGAACGACCGUCAAGGCAAAGAUCUAUAUCUGAGCGCAGAGCUGCCAUGGAAAACCAACGUUCAUAUUCUGUGGAAAGAACUCGAGAGGCUCAGGGACCAAGUCCCAACCGUCAAAGGACAACAAAUCAUAGCCCUCCAACACCUAGGAGGAGUCCAGUUCCUCUCGAUAGGCCAGACAUGAGGCGCACUGAUUCAUUAAGGAAACAGCACCAUUUGGAUCCCAGUUCUGCUGUACGGAAAACAAAACGUGAAAAAAUGGAAACCAUGUUAAGGAAUGAUUCACUCAGCUCAGAUCAGUCUGAGUCAGUCAGACCUCCACCACCAAAGCCACACAAAACAAAAAAGGGAAGUAAAAUGCGUCAGGUUUCAUUGAGCAGCUCAGAAGAAGAAUUGGCUUCUACUCCAGAAUAUACGAGCUGUGAUGAUGUAGAGAUUGAAAGUGAAAGUGUUAGUGAAAAAGGAGACAUGGAUUACAACUGGGUGGACCAUACGUCUUGGCAUAGCAGUGAGGCAUCCCCAAUGUCUUUGCAUCCUGUGACCUGGCAACCUUCCAAAGAUGGAGACCGUCUAAUUGGACGGAUUUUAUUAAAUAAACGACUAAAAGAUGGAAGUGUGCCUAGAGAUUCAGGAGCAAUGCUUGGGCUGAAGGUCGUAGGAGGAAAGAUGACUGAAACUGGUCGGCUGUGUGCAUUUAUCACCAAAGUAAAAAAAGGAAGUUUAGCUGAUACAGUGGGACAUCUUAGACCAGGCGAUGAAGUGUUAGAAUGGAAUGGAAGGCUAUUGCAAGGAGCCACCUUUGAGGAGGUAUAUAACAUCAUUUUAGAAUCCAAGCCUGAGCCACAAGUGGAGCUUGUCGUUUCAAGGCCGAUUGGGGAUAUUCCCAGAAUACCUGACAGUACACAUGCACAACUGGAGUCCAGUUCUAGUUCAUUUGAAUCUCAAAAAAUGGACCGACCGUCUAUUUCAGUGACUUCUCCCAUGAGUCCUGGCAUGUUGAGGGAUGUUCCACAGUUCUUGUCUGGACAACUUUCAAGCCAAAGCCUUAGUAGAAGAACAACGCCUUUUGUUCCUAGGGUUCAGAUAAAGCUGUGGUAUGACAAGGUUGGUCAUCAGUUGAUAGUCACAAUAUUGGGAGCAAAGGAUCUUCCUUCAAGGGAAGAUGGGAGGCCAAGGAAUCCUUAUGUUAAAAUUUACUUUCUUCCAGACAGAAGUGAUAAAAACAAAAGAAGAACAAAAACAGUAAAGAAAACAUUGGAACCCAAAUGGAACCAAACAUUCAUUUAUUCUCCAGUUCAUCGAAGAGAAUUUCGAGAACGAAUGUUGGAGAUUACCCUUUGGGACCAAGCACGAGUUCGUGAGGAAGAAAGUGAAUUUUUAGGAGAGAUUCUUAUUGAGCUAGAGACAGCACUAUUAGACGAUGAACCUCACUGGUACAAACUUCAGACACAUGAUGUUUCCUCAUUGCCACUUCCCCAUCCCUCACCAUAUUUGCCACGCAGACAGCUACAUGGUGAAAGCCCUACACGGAGGUUACAAAAUAAAGGCUUAUAUUCUUAUAAUUCAGGGUCCAAAAGAAUCAGUGAUAGUGAAGUCUCUGACUAUGACUGUGAUGAUGGAAUUGGUGUAGUUUCAGAUUACCGACAUAAUGGAAGAGAUCUUCAGAGUUCAACGUUAUCAGUGCCAGAACAAGUGAUGUCAUCCAAUCACUGCUCUCGGUCAGGGUCCCCUCACCGUACAGAUAGUAUAGGACGGACUAGAUCUUGGUCUCCCAGUGUCCCUCCUCCACAAAGUAGGAAUGUGGAACAGGGACCCCGAGGGACUCGAUCUACUGCUGCACAUUAUAAUACCAUGAACCGAAUGGAUAGACAUCGUGCAAUAGAUGACCACUACUCCUUAGACAGAGAGAGGAGGACUAGGCAGGAGAGAAGAGUGCCUAAUACAUAUUAUGACGACACUACCCAUACUCCUGAAAGGUGGUACAAUGGUGCAAGUUCAUGGGCAGAUCAUGUAGUCAAUGGUUCAGCUGAAAACUAUGGGAAUUGUGAAGCACCAGAUAGACAGCCAUAUCAAAGAUCCAGAUCAACAGAACAGCGUCCUGUGCUAGAGCGGACCAACUCCCGCUCCCGAUCCACAGAGCGUCCUGACUCAAACCUCAUGAGGUCGAUGCCUUCAUUAAUGACUGGAAGAUCUGCCCCUCCUUCACCUGCCUUAUCGAGGUCACAUCCUCGAACUGGGUCUGUCCAAACAAGCCCAUCAAGUACUCCAGUAGCAGGACGAAGGGGCAGGCAGCUACCACAGCUCCCACCAAAGGGGACAUUGGAAAGAAACAAUGGAGACAAGGAGAUAGAACCUUAUGAAGAAGGAGAUGAAGAAAACAAGCAUAUUGGAGAGCAGGGGUCAGAGGUUGAGGCAGGUGGUAUGGAUGUAGAAGAAAGAAAUCGUCAAAUGAAAAUAAGCAAGUACAAACAGGCAGCAGGAUCAGACUCCAGGCUGGAGCAAGAUUAUCAUUCUAAGUAUCGGUCAGGACGGGAUCCUCAGCGAGGCUCAGACAAUAUUUCCAAUAAAUCUUCAGACAGUGAUGUCAGUGAUGUGUCAGCUGUAUCAAGGACAAGCAGCGCUUCUCGUUUCAGCAGCACAAGCUACAUGUCUGUCCAGUCAGAACGACUGAGAGGGAACAAGAAAAUAAGUGUCUUUACAUCCAAAAUGCAAAGCAAACAGAUGGGCGCCUCAGGAAAGAACAUGACUAAGAGCACCAGCAUCGGCGGGGACAUGUACACACUAGAGAAGAAUGAUGGCAGCCAGUCUGACACAGCAGUGGGCACUGUGGGCACUAGUGGCAAAAAACGACGCUCCAGCAUCGGCGCAAAGAUGGUAGCGAUUGUGGGUCUGUCACGAAAAAGCCGCAGCACUUCUCAACUCAGCCAAACUGAAGCCGGUGGUAAGAAGCUGCGGAGCACUGUCCAGAGAAGCACAGAGACUGGGCUGGCUGUGGAAAUGAGAAACUGGAUGACACGUCAGGCCAGCCGGGAAUCUACAGAUGGCAGCAUGAACAGCUACAGUUCUGAGGGAAAUCUGAUCUUCCCAGGUGUGCGGUUGGCCUCUGACAGCCAGUUCAGUGAUUUUCUAGAUGGACUUGGUCCUGCCCAGCUAGUAGGACGCCAAACGCUGGCGACACCGUCUAUGGGUGACAUCCAGGUAGGAAUGAUGGACAAAAAAGGACAGUUGGAGGUAGAAAUAAUACGAGCCCGUGGCCUUGUUGUAAAACCAGGUUCAAAGACACUGCCAGCACCAUAUGUAAAGGUGUAUCUAUUAGAAAAUGGAGCCUGCAUAGCCAAAAAGAAAACAAAGGUAGCAAGAAAAACGCUUGAACCUCUUUAUCAGCAACUUUUGUCAUUUGAAGACAGCCCCCAAGGAAAAGUUUUACAGAUAAUUGUUUGGGGAGACUAUGGACGUAUGGAUCACAAAUCUUUUAUGGGAGUGGCACAGAUACUUUUAGAUGAACUGGACUUGUCAAAUAUGGUGAUUGGAUGGUUCAAACUUUUCCCCCCUUCCUCCUUAGUAGAUCCAACUUUGGCUCCUCUGACUAGAAGAGCUUCCCAGUCAUCUCUUGAAAGUUCAACAGGACCUUCUUAUGCUCGCUCAUAGCAGCUGUGAAACUGUUGUCAUAGCAACCAGCGUUACAAAAAAAAAUUACAGGUCGCAAACCCUGGUAACACUGCAUGCUUAAUGUUGUGUCUUCUGAGCCUGUUUCUAGGGCUACCAAGCGAUCCUGUGUUCUCAGAGGAAGUUGCACACAUUGUGCACUAAGGAAGGCCCUCAGGUGAAAGAGUGGAGCUAUUAAGAACUAACAGGUUUGGAGUUCAGUGACACUUAAAUUUUGGUCCAAUCUGAAGCCAUGGAUUAACUAAAAGAAUCAAUGUGUUUCAUGCAACAAAAGUCCUUUUCAAUGGCAUAUCUAUUUUGUUGCUCCCUUUUAAUUGCCCCUGCCCAAAGCCUGGUUAUGCCACAGAAAUGGAGCUACACCCCUCCCCUAUGAAGCCAUGUUACAAGUCAGUGGAAUAGUAGACAUCAGAAGAACAACAGAAGAAUGUAAGACCAUCGAAAAAGAAAAGUCAGCUGUCAUAUGGAACAAAGACCAGAAAAAACUCUUUGUACUCGAAUGCUUUCAAGGUUAUAGUGGCAGGCUUCAUAAUUCCAGCUAUCGCUACAGUGAAACCCCAGAUAUGAUGUUCUCUCUGAAAAAUAAAAUUCUUUGGAUAUACUGUACUGUAUAAAAUUAAAGAAACUUUUUUGCAUGGACACAGAUUUAGCUGAACACUUAAUUAUUUUCUUGGGGCUGCAACUUGCAAAAAAAGAAUAAAUCAGCCAUUUUCAACAAUUUAUAUUAUUUUUAAAAGUAAAUUUCACUAGUGCAUGGUUUUAAAGGGGAGAGAAUGCAACAAGGUGAUACAAAGACACCAUGUUUAUCAUUCUUUAAACCAAUCAUGAUCUGUGUUUUUGCAGACAUAUAUUAAAAAUAAAAGAUGAUAAUUUCUAGCUAAUAUUUAAAAUUCUGUUUAUGUGACAAGAAAUAAGUGUAAUAUAUUAAAUUUAUUUAAAUGUAAAAGGUACAAGCUUUGUAAAGUUCAACAUUAUGUGCAAAUUGUACACUUCUUCCUCCUUUCUCUCUUCUGAAUCUUCCUUUGGCUCUUUUUCCCCCUCUUAUUUUCUAGGAUGAUCCAUUAUAUCCUAAAACUGCUAUCUUUUGACUUAUUACUUUCUAAUGCCUCAUAUUUGGUUCAGGGUUGCAGAUUGUUUUGCAUUUCUGAAUUCUUGGUCAAAAAUAUUGUUUAAGAGCUUACUUUUUACAAGCAUGUUGAAAAGGAUUUUGCAACAUGGCUUGGGAGUUCGUUAAAGUAAUUCAGCAUGUAUUUGAUAAAGAAGAUAUUUGAACUUUUUGCAAUUAAUUGUACAGUGCAUGGUAACAUCUUCAUUUUUUUCUCACCUGCAAAUUGAAUUCUACAGCAAAAUACUGGAAUCUUGUGGCCAUUGUAAUAUGUCUUCAAUAAAUUUGUUUUCAGCACCAGCAUCAUUCAUUCAAGUGUUGAACUAUAAUUUCUUGAAGGUUUUGGAGAUAGAAAAAAAAAUGAACCAAAUGUUUGAUUUUUAGGAACUAAAUUUCAGCAGUUUCAUUUGCAUUGAGCCAAACAAAUUGCUACAUAUUUGGAGUCAUGAUAACCAAGAAAGAUUAUUAAUGCUUCAUAACUCUUCUGCUGUAAAGUUCAGUUUUUCAUGGUUUAUAUUUGUGAUGGCAACAAUGUAAUUAGUGAACUUCAGUCUGCCAUAAAAAUGUCAAACUUUGAUUUGUAGUUGCCUUAAAGAAAGUAGAACAUGUACCAUCGAACAGUAAUUUGACACCAUAAUCACAAGCCUAAAUGCAAAGUCAACAGAUUAUAAAAUAUCUGUCUCCAUGUAGUAGGCAUUUAAUACCAUUGGGUGGGGCUGCAAGUCUAGAUUGCGCAUUCACUUCUCAUAUUUAAGGGGAAGGUAACUGGCUAACAUUUAAUGAUAAACUUUCUCUUUUUUUCUUGCUCUUUAUAUGCCUUUAAUACAUAAUUAUUGUUUAA
Molecule: messenger RNA, 7361 nt
Organism: Gopherus flavomarginatus (Mexican gopher tortoise)
Lineage: Eukaryota; Metazoa; Chordata; Testudines; Testudinidae
Gene: RIMS2
Product: regulating synaptic membrane exocytosis 2
Exons: 33
Coding region: 580-5400 (1606 amino acids)
Biological process (GO): calcium ion-regulated exocytosis of neurotransmitter; positive regulation of synaptic transmission; intracellular protein transport
Cellular component (GO): presynaptic membrane; cytoskeleton of presynaptic active zone
Molecular function (GO): transmembrane transporter binding; small GTPase binding
Source: RefSeq, a predicted model, not a curated record